Molecule: messenger RNA, 1605 nt
Organism: Dromiciops gliroides (monito del monte)
Lineage: Eukaryota; Metazoa; Chordata; Mammalia; Microbiotheria; Microbiotheriidae
Gene: PGAP2
Product: post-GPI attachment to proteins 2
Exons: 7
Coding region: 252-1475 (407 amino acids)
Biological process (GO): GPI anchor biosynthetic process
Cellular component (GO): Golgi membrane; endoplasmic reticulum membrane
Source: RefSeq, a predicted model, not a curated record
UUCUGAUCUCUGCAGUGGGGAACACGGACUGAGGUCCCUAAUCAUCUUCGGAGGAAACAGGAGCGCCCUGGGGUUUUGUUGGAAGGGCAAGGGCCAGAUUGCUGAUUUCUGCCCUCCGGGGUUCGGGAUUUGCCUUGGUCUUUCUCAGGCACGAGAGAGAUUGCGAUUGUGGCAGACCUGAGGGAGAGAAGUUUGGGCUGCAGAGUGGGUUUAGAGUCACAGACAGGAGGGUAGGAGAAGAAUAAGGGGAAAUGGGGAUUUUGAAGAAGUGGGAAGAGAGGGGGGGGGCGCACAGCCAGGUCUUGCCCACCCUUCGCUCCCAGGAGCUACGGGGUGAGUGGAGAGGGAUUUGGGGAAGGGAGCAAAGAGAAGGGGGCCCCAAGGGCAGGGGUUCCAGUCGCCAAUCCCUUCCCCAGCUCUGGCUCCGCCUCCCGACCCCGCCUCUCCGGUCCGGCUCCCGGGCCUGCGCGGGCGCGGCCUUGUCGCCUUCGGACCCCGGCCGUCCGGCCGCCCCGGGGUCCAACAGAAUGUACCAAGUUCCACUGCCUCUGGAGCGGGAUGGAACCCUGGUCCGGCUGCGCUUCCCUGUUGUGGCUGUGGCUACUGUCUCCUGCCCCCUCUUGGCCUUUCUCUUCUGCGUCAUCUGGUCCCUGUUCUUCCACUUCACGGAGACCACAUCCACCCACUGUGGGGUAGGCCCCCUCAGGAUGCUCCCCACGGCCUCCCAGCCCCUGGACCCUGAAGGGACUGUGUUUCGAAUGCGCUUCACUUCCCUGGCCUAUUGGGUCAUCAGCUUCCCUGUCUUCGGCUUCUUCUUCUGCAUCCUCUGGUCCCUCUUCUUCCACUUUGAAUACACAGUGGCUACUGAUUGUGGGGUGCCCAAUUACCUCCCGUCGGUGAGCUCAGCUAUUGGUGGGGAAGUGCCCCAGCGGUACGUCUGGCGUUUCUGCAUCGGCCUGCACUCUGCCCCCCGCUUCCUGGUGGCCUUUGUCUACUGGAACAACUACCGGAGCUACCCUUCACCCUGCUUUGGCUAUGAGCAGCUCUGCCUCCUCAACUUGGGCCUCAACCUCAUGGAAAAUGUGGCCCUGCUUCUACUCACCUAUGUCUCCUCCUCAGAGGACUUCACCAUCCAUGAGAAUGCCUUCAUCGUGUUCAUCGCAGCAGCUCUGGGCCACAUGCUGCUAACGUGUAUUUUGUGGCGUCUGACGAAGAAACACACAGUAAGUUUUGAGGAACGGAAGUCCUACAGCUGGAAACAACGACUUUUUAUUGUCAACUUUGUCUCUUUCUUUAUGGCCCUAGCAGUCUACUUUCGACACAACAUGUACUGUGAGCCAGGAGUGUACACCAUCUUUGCGGUCCUUGAAUACACCGUGGUUCUGACUAACAUGGCCUUCCACAUGACUGCCUGUUGGGACUUCGGGAACAAAGAGAUGCUUAUUACCUCUCCAACAGAAGAUAAAAGAUUCUGAGCCCCACCUUCCUGCUAAGAAGGCCAGGCUGGGCAUGUUGAAGAGGGGACAGAGAAUGCACUUCUUCCCCUAUCCUCCAGAUUUACUCACUCCAAAAACUGAUGGAGAAAAUAUAGAACUCUAGCCCCUA